GGAUUAACCUGUUUAGCACACGUCCCAUGAUCACAAAACCAGGAAACUACUUCAACUGCUCAUUUCAGAGCAAACAAAACUUUUAUCAAACUCUCACGUCUUUCUCUCUGUAUGUAUAUUAGUGAAAUAUGGCAGAAGGGAAUAUUCCUCAAGACAAGUUCAGCUGUUCAGUGUGUUUGGAUCUACUGAAGGAUCCAGUGACCAUUCCCUGUGGACACAGUUACUGUAUGAGCUGUAUUACAAACUACUGGAAUCAGGAUGAUCAGAGGAGAAACUACAGCUGUCCUCAAUGCAGACAAACCUUCACAUCAAGACCUGCUUUAAACAAAAAUGUGAUGUUUGCUGAAAUGGUGGAAGAACUGAAGACGAGACUUCAAACUGCUGUUUCUGAUCAAUGUUACGCUGGACCUGAAGAUGUGAAGUGUGACGUCUGUACUGAGAGAAAAUACAAAGCUGUCAAGUCCUGUCUGGAGUGUCUGAACUCUUACUGUAAAAAUCACCUUCAACAACAUGAAAAUCUCUUUAAAGACAGAAGACAUCAUUUGAUGGAUCCCACUACAAAACUCAAUGAAAUGAUCUGCUCAAAACAUAGAAAACAUCUUGAAAUCUACUGUCGCACUGACCAGGAGUGCAUUUGUUAUCUGUGUACGAUGGACGAACAUAAAAAUCAUGACACUGUAACAGCUGUAGCAGAAAGAACUGAGAAACAGAGAGUUUUGGGAGAGACACAGAGAAACUUCAAGCAGAGAAUCCAGGAGAGAGAGAAGAAGCUUCAGGAGCUCAGAGACGCCGUGAACUCUUACAAGCGCUCUGCACAGACAGCAGUGGAGGACAGUGAGAGAAUCUUUACUGAACUGAUCCGCUCCAUUGAGAGAAGCCGCUCUGAGGUGACACAACUGAUCAGAGAUCAGGAAAAGACUGCAGUGAGUCCAGCUGAAGGAGUCUUGAAGCGUCUGGAGCAGGAGAUCGAUGAUCUGAGGAGGAGAGACACUGAACUCGAGCAGCUUUUACACACAGACAAUCACAUUCAUUUCCUGAAGCGCUUUCAGUGUCUGUCUGCACCUCCUGAAUCUACAGUUUCACACGACAUUACUGUCAGUUCUCUCAUCUCUUUUGAUGAUGUGAGAAAAUCUGUCUGUCAGCUGAAAGAAAAACUGGAGGAUUUCUGUAGAGAGGAGAUAGAAAAUAUAUCUGAUCAAGUUUCAUAUAUUACAAUUGUUCCUGAUGAGUUGAAGACCAGAGAGGAGUUCUUACAAUAUUUCAGGCAGUUCACACUGGAUUUUAACACAGUGAAUAAAUACUUCCGUCUGCGUGAUGGAAACACAUCGGCUGCUAACAUUGAUACAGUCCUCCCAUAUCCUGAUCAUCCAGACAGAUUUGAUGUGAGGCAGCAGGUGUUGUGUAGAGAGAGUGUGUGUGAACGCUGUUACUGGGAGGUUGAGUGGAAUGGUGAUGUGGGUAUAUCAGUGUCAUAUAAGAGCAUCAGCAGGAAGGGACGGAGUCGUGAGAGUGUGUUUGGAUUUAAUGAUCAGUCCUGGAAAUUGUACUGCACUGAAUUCAAAUGCUCAUUCUGUCACAAUAACGAACGCACUGAUCUCCCUGUAGUGUCCAGCUCCUGUAGAAUAGGAGUGUAUGUGGAUCACAGAGCAGGAAUUUUGUCCUUCUACAGCGUCUCUGACACAAUGACCCUCAUCCACAGAGUCCAAACCACAUUCACUCAUCCUCUCUAUCCUGGUUUUUAUGUUAGUAAAGGAUCCACAGUGAAAGUGUGUCGUCUCACAAAAUCAUAGAUCAUAGAGAAGUAAAGUAAAACUGUUAAAUUCUGGGUUAUAUGAGUAAAUAGAAAAGGCCUAUUAUAAUAUUGCAUGUGCAAAUGGGUAGUUGACGAAUAAAUCUUACACUCUAAAAAAAAAUAGUGCU
Messenger RNA from Triplophysa rosa, 1920 nucleotides. Its product is annotated as tripartite motif-containing protein 16-like. The record is from RefSeq and is a predicted model, not a curated record. The transcript has 6 exons. NCBI's taxonomy places the organism in Eukaryota, Metazoa, Chordata, Actinopteri, Cypriniformes, Nemacheilidae. Gene Ontology annotation, molecular function: protein binding; zinc ion binding. Bases 129 to 1790 code for a protein of 553 amino acids.